GCACCACACGGGGCGGGGGGCAGGGGCAGACGGUCUGGGGACGAUGUUAGUGGCAGGGAAGGCAUACUUAGGGUACGGGGUGCCUGUCCUGGCAGUGCUGGGAAUUUCCUCCCGUGGGAGUGGGCCAGGGGAUGCCCCCUGCCCGGUUCCGGGUUGGCACCCCACGGCGCAGUACCGGCCGCAAAGAGUUAAUGCCGUGUGUGUUCUGGGAAGCGGGGCUGGGAGGUGCGUGACCCGGGGUGUGGGCGUCGACUCCUUUUGAGGUGGGAUCCUGAGCUCAAGUGCAGCGGGGGAGCGGGGCCAAGUUCACACAGCACCCUGCCUUCCCCUCCCUGCCACUCGCCGGCCGCCAGCCGGGCCGCGACGCAGCGCUGAGCCACGCCGGGACACGGGGCAGGUGAGGACGAUGGCCAGCCCAGAGGACGACCUCAUCGGCAUCCCCUUCCCUGAGCACAGCAGCGAGCUGCUGAGCUGCUUGAACGAGCAACGGCAGCUGGGGCUGCUCUGCGACGUCACCAUCAAGACGCAGGGGCUGGAGUACCGCACCCACCGUGCCGUCCUGGCUGCCUCCAGCCGCUAUUUCAAGAAGCUCUUCGCGGGGCCGGGGCCGGGGCAGGAGGUCUGUGAGCUGGACUUUGUGGGGCCAGAGGCACUGGGCGCACUGCUGGAGUUUGCUUACACAGCCACGCUGACCAUAAGCAGCGCCAACAUGGGCGAGGUGCUGCGCGCUGCCCGGCUGCUGGAGAUCCCCUGUGUCAUCGCUGCCUGCGUGGAGAUCCUGCAGGGCAGCGGGCUGGAGGCACCCGGUCCCGAUGACGGCGACUGCGAACGCGCCCGCCGCUACCUGGAGGCUUUCUCCACCCUCCCCGAGGGUGAGGUGCCUGCCCCACCACCCCCCCGCCCCACCCCGCGCCGCAGCAAGAAGACCCGCAAGUUCCUGCAAGCCCGUGGUGCCCAGCUCAACAACCACGCCGAGGAGCCACCCGCUGAGGCGGAGGGCUCCGGCAGCCCCCCGCCGCCCUCCCAGCUGCCCUCGCCCCCUCUGCCUGAGGGGCUGUCCCUGCCCUAUGACAGCUUUGAGCUGCCUGAGGAGGAGGAGCUGCCCCCACACCCCUUCCCCUUCCCCUACCAGCCCCCCUUGUCCCCGGAGGAGGCAGCUUCCGACGACGAUGCCAUCGACCCUGACCUGAUGGCGUAUCUGGGCUCGCUGCACCACGAGUCGCUGGCGCCCGGGCUGGAUAGCCCCGACAAGCUGGUGCGCAAGCGCCGCUCGCAGAUGCCCCAGGAGUGCCCCGUCUGCCACAAGGUCAUCCACGGCGCCGGCAAGCUGCCUCGCCACAUGCGCACGCACACGGGCGAGAAGCCCUUCGCCUGCCAGGUCUGCGGAGUCCGAUUCACGCGGAACGACAAACUGAAGAUCCACAUGCGGAAGCACACAGGCGAGCGGCCCUACUCCUGCCAGCACUGCAGCGCCCGCUUCCUGCACAGCUACGACCUGAAGAACCACAUGCACCUGCACACAGGCGCCCGGCCCUACGAGUGCUACCUCUGCCACAAGGCCUUCGCCAAGGACGACCACCUCCAGCGGCACCUCAAGGGCCAGAACUGCCUGGAGGUGCGGACCCGCCGCCGCCGCCGCGACGAGCCGCCGCCGCCGCCCGCGGGGCCCCCGGGCCUCGACCUCUCCAACGGGCGGCUGGAGGGGCUGCGCCUCUCCAUUGCCCGCUACUGGGCUCCAGGGCAGCCCGAGGAGGAGGAAGAGGAGCCGGAGGGUGAGGAAGGGCCGCAGCCAGACGGCGCUGUGCCCGUGGAGAUGGCAUAGGGGCGAUGCAACGGCAUGUGUCGUGCUGUUCCAUGCCGAGCUGUGCCGUGCCCACUGGGGUUUCUGUUCCUGUUUUUCCCGUCACGGUUCAUUCCUGGUUAUGCAAAGGGGGAAACUCCCCUCGGCCGAUUUGCACAAGGGGGUGGGGGGCCCCUACCACACCCCCACCGUGCCCGGGCCCACCUGGUCAUGCCCAGGCGGGUGAUGGGGGGAUUGGGACUUGGAUGUCCCCCCACCAAACCCCUCGUGGAUGCCAGGACCGGGCAGGGGCACCCAUGGACCAAGCCCCCCACCCCCAGGUGGGGAGAGCCCCCCCCAAAUCCUCUCCAGUGGGGGGGGGGCACUGCCCUACGCUGUGCAUAGCUUGCCCCCACCUCCCCACUCCGAGCAGCCCCCCCCCCCCCGGCGAGCCCCCCUCGCCCCUGCACUCCUGGCUGCUUUCUCUUGGUUGCACUAUUCGGGUGAGCCCACCCGGGUGCGGGGCAGCCCCGGCCCCCCCCGGACCUUUCCCCCUUCCGAAAUCCCCCGGCCCUGUGGGACCCUGCCCUUCCCUGGGGUGGCCGGGCCCCCGCGGUCACCCCUCUGUCCUUUGCACAUGCCCCCCGCAGGGCGCAGCCUCCCCGGGGGUGGAGGGGACCGGCACUAUUUGUCUACAAUAAGAGUUUUAUCUAUAUUUAAAAAAAAGAUGAUGUAAUAUAUUCCCCCCUCCCCACAGCCCCUCCGCUGCCAACCACCAGCGCUGCCCGGCCUCCACAUCUGCCAGGGGGUGCCGGGAGGAGUGAUGGGGCCGGGGUUGGGGGGGGGCUCUGCUCCCGUCAUGGCUUUAAAGUGCCUUAUGGUGAACUUGAACCUUUUCGGCUACUUGAACCUCUCUGGUGUCAGGAACCAAACAAACCACGGGCGGGCGGCCCCCGCCCCGCCGGGCCGCCUCUGCCUGUCUGUAUGUCUGUGUUUGUUUUAUUUUUUUUUUUGUUUUGUUUUGUUUUGGUUUUUUUUUUUUUUUUUUUGUUUUGUUUUGUUUUGUUUUUUAAACGAAGGCUGCUUGGUAAUAAACGGAGAAGCAGGGA
Messenger RNA from Vidua macroura (Pin-tailed whydah), 2889 nucleotides. It is a transcript of the gene ZBTB7B, whose product is annotated as zinc finger and BTB domain containing 7B. Gene Ontology annotation, biological process: regulation of transcription by RNA polymerase II; positive regulation of gene expression. Bases 407 to 1822 code for a protein of 471 amino acids. Lineage: Eukaryota; Metazoa; Chordata; Aves; Passeriformes; Viduidae. Gene Ontology annotation, molecular function: protein binding; DNA-binding transcription factor activity, RNA polymerase II-specific; RNA polymerase II cis-regulatory region sequence-specific DNA binding. The record is from RefSeq and is a predicted model, not a curated record. The transcript is spliced from 3 exons.